This is a messenger RNA of Chondrus crispus (carragheen), 275 nucleotides long. RefSeq lists its product as hypothetical. The coding region runs from base 1 to 168 and encodes 55 amino acids. The record is from RefSeq and is a predicted model, not a curated record. The transcript is spliced from 2 exons. Lineage: Eukaryota; Rhodophyta; Florideophyceae; Gigartinales; Gigartinaceae.
AUGCUGCACCGCCUGAACGAGGUGCAGUUUCAACUACUCGCCGACGGGAACAUUGGAGAUGCGGUGUCACAGGCGCGCCGGGAGAUUACGGGGCUGAGGGACUACGGUCGUGAUACGAUAGAGGUGAUGAGGGGGUUUGCUACAGCUCUGCUUGGCGGAAGGGAGUGAGACGUGGGACCAAGGUUGGAGGAAAAGGCUUUAGUUGUUUGUAAUGCGUGCUCAUCGUGUGUUUGUCGUUCAGUAAAUUUUUUUUGCGUGUUUCGAAGUGUGCGAAA